AUGAGUACUCGAAUGGGAAAAAGAAGGACUGGUGUUGCUACGACCAUUCUUAUAGCUAUCUUUUGUGGGAAAUUGCAGUGGGGAAGAUUAUCAGUGUUAGAAGUUGUUGAUGGUGGGCUAAUAUGCUCAUGUAGUGUACAUGUAGAAGAAAUGGGAGAUAAGAACAGCGACGGCUACAUUGUGGAUGCUGCUAUCUAUGCUGGCUACUAG
This is a messenger RNA of Linum trigynum, 210 nucleotides long. The record is from the annotation of a GenBank genome assembly. NCBI's taxonomy places the organism in Eukaryota, Viridiplantae, Streptophyta, Magnoliopsida, Malpighiales, Linaceae.